Messenger RNA from Adineta steineri, 1386 nucleotides. Lineage: Eukaryota; Metazoa; Rotifera; Eurotatoria; Adinetida; Adinetidae. The record is from the annotation of a GenBank genome assembly.
AUGCUAUGGUUAUUUCUUAUACUUCCGGUGAUAAGCGUUACAAGUCGUUCAUUUAAAGUUUAUGAUAAACCGACACCAACAGCUAUAUCAGAUCGUUUAAUUGAAUUAGUUACUCAAGGAGCUUUCCGUGGUGUAACUUAUUAUCGUUUAGCAGCAUUAGCUGAUACUAUUGGUCCUCGUCUAUGUGGAAAUGAAUCAUUAACACAAGCUGUUGAUUGGGUAAGAAAUGUAAUGAUAAGUGAAGGUUUAGAAAAUGUUCAUGUUGAACAAGUUGAAAUACCUCAUUGGAUACGAGGUGAAGAACGAGCUCGAUUAAUACAACCACGCUAUGCUAAAUUAUCCAUGCUUGGUUUAGGUAAUUCCGUUGGUACAGGUCCUAAUGGUAUUCAAGCACCAGUACUUGUUGUUCGUUCAUUUGAUGAAUUAACUGAAAGAUGUGCUGAAGCUCGAAAUAAAAUUGUUGUUUUUAAUCCACAAUGUGAUUGGAUAUCAGAACCAUUAGCUUGUUAUGGUCCAGUUGUUGCUUAUCGUUCCGGUGGUGCAUCACAUGCUGCUAAAUGUGGAGCAUUAGCAUCUCUUAGUCGAUCAGCUGCAUCACAUUCAAUUGAUUCACCACACACUGGCAUGAUGACAUAUGAUCCAGCUUAUCCAAAAAUUCCGGCAGCUUCUCUUUCAGUUGAACAUGCUGAUAUGCUUGACCGUUUUCAACAACGAAAUCAAUCGAUAGAAAUUUAUCUUUAUAUGGAAGCACAAACAUUACCUAAUGUUAUUGGAUAUAAUCUUGUAGCUGAAAUUAAAGGUUCAUCUUUACCAAAUGAAACAGUACUUGUUAGUGGUCAUCUUGAUAGUUGGGAUGUUGGUCAAGGUGCAAUGGAUGAUGGUGGUGGUGCAAUGAUAUCUUGGACUGUUUUGUCUUUACUUCAUUCACUUAAUAUUCGAGCUAAACGAACAAUUCGUUGUGUUCUAUGGUCCUGUGAAGAAUUCGGUGGUAUUGGUGCUGAUCAAUAUUUUACUGCACAUGAAAAUGAAGUACCAAGUAUGAGUAUUGUUAUGGAAUCAGAUCUGGGAGUAUUUCAUCCAUAUGGUCUUCAAUUUAAAGGAACUAAUGAAUCACAAAAAAUUAUACAAACAAUAUCUCAACAAUUAAGAUCAAUUAAUGCAACUCAAGUUGUACCAAAUGGUGAGGGUACUGAUAUAGGUCCAUGGUUAGAACGUGGUGUUCCUGGUGCCUCACUUUUUAAUGACAAUCGAAAUUAUUUUGCCUAUCAUCAUUCAAAGGGUGAUACAGUCAAUGUACUCAAUUCAACUGAUAUAGAUUUAGCUGCUGCUGUUUGGGCUGUUUAUGCUUAUGCUAUUGCUGAUCUAGAUAAUCUUUUACCACGUUAA